Molecule: messenger RNA, 3918 nt
Organism: Aspergillus tubingensis
Lineage: Eukaryota; Fungi; Ascomycota; Eurotiomycetes; Eurotiales; Aspergillaceae
Product: putative VPS9 domain protein
Exons: 3
Coding region: 1-3918 (1305 amino acids)
Biological process (GO): early endosome to late endosome transport
Cellular component (GO): late endosome; transport vesicle; tubular endosome
Molecular function (GO): SNARE binding; guanyl-nucleotide exchange factor activity; phosphatidylinositol binding
Source: RefSeq, a predicted model, not a curated record
AUGCACCCUCUAAAUCCCUUUCUCCGUGCCUUCUUCCGAAGCACAGUUCCGGGGCAGUGUAUACCCACCGAGAAUCAUGUCCUCCUAGUACCUGUCACGGAAUCGCUGGUCGGCUCGCGCGACCGCGAGUCAUCCCUCUACUACUCCGAUCUCGUCGUAUCCGAAGAAUUCUUGGGAAGCCAUACCUUGCGAAUACCAGUGUCCACCGGGGCCGGCGGGGGAAAGGAUGACUCAAAUAUACGAGAUAGCCGGGGCAAGGCCAAACAAGUGACGACGGUCAACGGGCGCACGGUUAUUAUCAAGGAGAAUUCGGUGUACAGUAACAAAGGCUUCAAGUCCCUGAGCCAAGCCCAGCUGUUAUCCGAUGCGCUGUACUACAACAACAGCAACGACUCUCAACCAUGGCUGAUCUACUACAUCUCACGGCCGUUGAUCGGCUCAUUCGACCCCGGAAAGAUAGUCACUGCUGUAGUGCCGGGCAUGUUACCAAAGCGCGACAUCAUAGGCAACGGCAUGAAGUCUAGCGAGUCCGUUUCGUCGCCACCGAAGAAGGAGAUCAAGACAUUUGGAGAACUCCUCGCGCACUUCCCGAUGAUUGCCCGGCAGAUGCAACCUGGAUUGGAGAGAUUGUUCAAGGAAUUUGGAAAGGAGCUGGGGAAACCGUUGCCACCUCCGCCGUCUCGUUCGCCCCUCAUAUUCGACGAAUACGAACGGAAGCAGAACAACAACGAGAUAACCGCCGACGAAUCUGCUUCUAUCCGUAGUUCAGCUUCUCGCAACAGGGAGGGCCUACCCUUCAACUCCGAAGAGUACUUCGAGGAUGACGAGGAUCUGAUGCGUCGAAGUCUGGAGACAGCUGUUACUGCCGCAAUUGACUUGUUUCGUUUAGUGGAUAAGCAGCAGUUGUCUUUUCUAGGUGCCACCACCGAUCUAACGGGACCGUUGGUGGAAAGGCUCAUCGAGCGCUACGUCGCUGAGCAGGUGCACGAAUCUCUUCUCUUCCCUCGUCUUUGCAGUUUCCGCCAGCCAGAAGACGCAGAGCUAGACUCUAGGAUUCGUUACAUGGAAAACAUUGACAUCUCGCAAGUGGGCAUAGUUGUCGAUGGUGGACGAGAGGGUAAGCGGGAAUUGUUACAGCGCAUCGGGAGAGCAGUGGAAGAGUUCCGCAAAAUGCUAGACGCCAAGUGCCCCCACGACAUGUUGAGCACUCUACUUCAGACAAUCAAACUUCUGUCUUAUCCAGGGAAUUACGAUAGAGCGGGGUCUCUUGCAUCGGAAAAGCAAUACGCGCCGGUAACGAUCAACGCUGAUAUUCUGGUUUCAUUGCUGCUGGUUGUGGUCAUCAGAUCCCAAGUGAAGAAUCUGCAGGCGAGGCUGAUGUACAUGCAACAUUUCAUAUACAUCGACGAUGUUGACAGUGGUGAAAUGGGCUAUGCGCUGAGCACUCUCGAAGCUGUUCUUACCUAUCUGGUGACUGAUUCCGCGGGUCUCCGGCGAGCCAGUAUUCGAAACAGGCGCUUAUGGAAUGCAACUAAAGGCGGACGUGUCGUGGACAUGAAAGCCAUAUUAGAGCCAAAUGGCGACCAGGAGUCGCUAGACGAAGUCCCAUGCGAGCCCGAAGAAAGAACUGUUGCGUUUCGGACGCAUGACGAGGAUAAUCUUUGUCAAAGUCCACAUGAGCCCUUGCUUUUGCAGGAUGCACCGUUCGAAAUGAGUGUUCCUAGUGGGACAGCGCAUGAUGAGGAACCCUCCGAGCCACCUCCCCUUUCUCAUGUUUUUCCUUUCCAGACGUGGACGAACACGGCCCCUCCGAAAGAGAUCCGACGCCCUGUGAAGAAGGUUUCCAUGGAUGUCCGCAGCCUGUCUGAAUCAUCUGGGAUAUCUUUGGCUUCCCGGACAACGGGAAUGGGCUCAAUUUCAAGCGCGAUUGAGGGGGACAGCUCAAUUGAGACAUUGACGAAAACGCAAGAUCCUGCAGGCGACUCGAUUCCGAUGAUGGCCGUAGAAAGCCGCCAGCCAGACGCCUUGAAAUACCUGCUGAGCCUUCAAGAUUACUAUCCGCUGGCGGAUAUUCUCGAGGACACAAAUACAAAUGGAACCACACUACUUAGUGCUGCUGUUCAGCUUGCUCAUGUCGAAAUGGUGGACAUUCUAUUAAACUUCCUAUUCAGUUCAACGGAUAAGCACACCAUUGCAUCGUACCUACAAAAGUCAGACAUGCAUGGGCGUACGGUUGCACACUACCUCUUCAGCACGCCAUCGGUAAUGCAUAGGUUGGAGGGACUGCUGCCGUGGUGUCAACGCGACAAGCAUGGACAGACGCCACUGUUCGCUUUAUGCAGGUCUUACGAUCACCCGGACUACAACUCGAUGGUGAAAGAAGCACUCACGGCCGCUCAAAUCGCCCAAGGUGAUGGCAAGCCCUUGCGCCUCGAUAAUCAUGUUGACUCUAGAGGCAAUACAUUGUUGCAUAUCGUUAGCGAUCCGGAAAUUACCAUCCGCCUCUUGCAAGAAUGUGACUGUGAUCCAAAUGCAACAAAUGAUAAAAGGUUCACUCCUCUCAUGAUGGCCAGCAAGUACGGCCGCAUCGAUCAGGUCAGGAUCCUUUUCAUGGACCCCAGAGUUGAUGUUCACCUGAAAGAAAGCCGUGGUUUGACUGCUGUCGAACUUGCUAAGGAUGAUGAAGUGCGCAAUCGCAUUGACGAUCUCAUCCUUCUCUCCAACCCCCCAUCAGCCUACGACGAGCAGUCUGGUCGUGUCACGACGGUGGUGCGCUCAUACUUUGUUGAGGAUGCGACAGUGCGCUUUGUUCUCAAGUCCGGUGCCCCGAACCCAACCAUCAACUCAGCAGAGUCCCGUCCUGCGUCAGGGACAACAUUCACAGUUACCACAUGCCGUCGCACGUUUUCUGACUUCGAGAACCUUGCAAAGUGCCUGUCCAUCGAGCAUCCGGCUUCCUAUAUGCCGUCUCUGUCCGACUUCCGUAGCCCUUUCCAGAUUCAUUCCAAACCGUCCCGCUCUGUGCUCCAUGACAUGCAAGAGAAGCUCGACAGGUUCCUCAAGGUCUUGCUCACGCAUCCAACUUUCGCCACUCACGAGAUGCUGUGGGAGUUCUUUUUGGUUCCCGAACUGCAGCCCGAGAUGAUGGCAGACCGCUCGCAGCGCAAAGCCCAGGUUCUCACAGAGUCCAUCAACGACGACUACGAACCCGUCACACCCGAAGGCAUGCGCGAGACAGAGCAAUUCGUCUCUCACGCCCAGGACAUGGUCCGCGCCGUCCACGUCAACACUCGCAGUCUGCUUCGUCGCGGCCACGCUCUUCAAAACUCUGCAUCCGACAUUGCAGACGCCGUGGCCCUCUGUGCCUCCGUUGUCUCAACCCUCAAGGAACCGACCAACGCUCUACCAGCCUCCUAUGUCGACGCGUUCACCCGCUAUGCAACCCAUCUCUCCACUUCAUCUUCUGACUCUUCUCCUCUCCUUCAAUUCCUCACGGCCCUGACCUCAAUCGACAACACCACAACCGCCAUCCUAGCAUCCCUCUCUCGUCCCAUCUCCCUCAUAAACAACCUAUCAUCCACAAACAGAAACCUCUCCCGCAACCGCUCAUCCCUCGUAUCCUCCUCCCUCCCCCGCAAAUUCAACAUCAAUUUCCCGGGUCUCGAAGAAUCCCGCCAAAAGUCCGUCCGCGACCUCGAAACCAAGAUCCAGGACUCCGAACUCCAGAUCGCUCGUCUCUCCCGCGAAAUCACCUGGAAUAAGGACGUGGUUGUCGGCGAACUAGCAGGCUGGACCACCUGGCGCGAGAAAGUCGGACGAGAUGCCAUCCGCUCCUUCGUCCGAGCAACCUUAGUCCGAGAACGCGAACGAGGAAAGCGCCUAGAGCGGUGUUUACGUGGAGUGCGCGAGAUGCGAUAG